AUGAGAUUUCCACAGCCUGUCAAGAUAGCGAACUUGCUCGUCUAUUUCUUCUUGCUAUCCGCUAAUGUAUAUUCAGUAUAUGGACCCGAAUCGGGCUCCCCAUACGUAGAUGCUAAGAAGACGUAUAUUACUCCAGCACCGUUUGUCUUCUUCGUUUGGGGUGUCAUUCAUUUCUUGCUUGCUGGUUUCGUCAUCUACCAAUUCUUCAGUCAAGCUACCGAAACCGUAGUCGACGGCAUUAGCUGGCAUUUUGUCUUCAUCUCAAUCUGGAAUACCAUUUGGCUUGCUCUUACCCAGAAAGAUCACCCAAUCCUCGCAUGGAUCGCCAUUCUUCUUACUGCUUCGCAGGUCUCAUAUGUCUACUAUAACAUUCGCUACAAGUACCCCGCCAUCAAUCUCAUGGAUAAUGCCUUUAUCCAUGCGCCAUUCUCUCUUUAUCAUGCUUGGAUUUUCGUAAUCGCUGUUAUUUCUACUUUCGUUGCUUUCACCCCAGAGGUCAGCGAUGAUGGACCUAGUGUUUUAGUAACCAUUGCUGUGAUUAUUGGGUUGUUGGUUCUGCAGUCUACUGCAGUCAGUUACGUCGAACUUGGAAAGGGUGAUGUGGCUGGUGCUUUGGUUAUUGCCUGGGCAUUGUACGGCAUUUUUAUGGAACAGGAUAGUCCUGCUAUUUCUUGGACUGCGUUUGCGCUUUCCAUCCUUACUUUACUGUAUUCGGUAAAACCAUUUGUCGCCAAACACGUGUUUGGUAGGUCCGGCGAAGAGCGUGCACCAUUGUUGGGUUAG
This is a messenger RNA of Paraglomus brasilianum, 783 nucleotides long. The record is from the annotation of a GenBank genome assembly. NCBI's taxonomy places the organism in Eukaryota, Fungi, Glomeromycota, Glomeromycetes, Paraglomerales, Paraglomeraceae.